Molecule: messenger RNA, 7271 nt
Organism: Pungitius pungitius (ninespine stickleback)
Lineage: Eukaryota; Metazoa; Chordata; Actinopteri; Perciformes; Gasterosteidae
Product: nucleus accumbens-associated protein 2
Exons: 7
Coding region: 786-2585 (599 amino acids)
Biological process (GO): regulation of transcription by RNA polymerase II
Molecular function (GO): RNA polymerase II cis-regulatory region sequence-specific DNA binding; DNA-binding transcription factor activity, RNA polymerase II-specific; protein binding
Source: RefSeq, a predicted model, not a curated record
CUCUGUCUGUAACUGUAGCCUGUGUUUUUCUCUCCCUCCCACUCCCUGCGACGUAUAGAUACUGCAUUGAUCAGACACACACACACACACACACUCGCGCAGUGAGCCUCCCACUCCUUUCAUCAUUGAUUCGCUCUGCUCUGCUCUCCUUCUCUCUCCCCAUUCGUCUCUCUCUCUCUUUCCCCUUUCUCUCUCUUUCUCUCUCUUUCUCUCUCCCUCUCUUUACAGCGGCACUUGUUGAAUUCAACCCUUGGAGGAUAGAGAGAGGGGAGCAAAACGGAGAGAGAGAGAGACAGAGAGAGAGAGAUAAUGACAGGGAAGCAGAGCGAGGCUUUGAGACAGCGCCGAGGCAGACAGUGAGCAGAGAGAAUGGGGCUGGGGAGGAUAUAGAGAGAGAGGGUAGGUCGGCGGAAACGACAGACGGAGGAGAGAAUCAUCUUCAGGAUACUCUGAAGGGAGAGAGAGAGAGAGAGAGAGAGAGAGAGGGUCGACCUGACCGGAGCACAUCGGAGUGAAUCUCCUUCCGAUCUCCAAACUAACCCCUCUUCUGUCCCGGUCCAAGACCAAGCUGCUGGCGUGCUGGCGAGCGCCCGAGGCUCUCCGCGGCGUGUUUUAACCGGAAGACUGGCUUACACAGGUCAGAGCUGUCCGGGACAACAGUGAGCGCUUUGCUGUGCGUCUUGUGCAUGUGUGAGAGAGUGCCGUGUGCUGGUUUCCUCAGAUGCCUCUCUCAGUGGCGGAGUCUGCAUUAAAUAUCUGAAACCCCUCCUUCCUCUGUGGCCAAAAUGUCCCAGCUGCUCCAUGUGGAGAUCCCGAACUUUGGAGCCACAGUCCUGGGCUCCCUUAAUGAGCAGCGUCUGCUGGGACACUACUGCGAUGUAUCCAUCCUGGUCAAAGGUCAGGCUUUCAAAGCCCACCGGGCCGUCUUGGCUGCCAGCAGCCUCUACUUUCGCGACCUCUUCAGCAGCUCCACCAAGAGCCAGUUUGAGUUGCCCUCCUCGGUCACACCUGCUUGCUUUGAGCAGAUCCUCACUUUCUGUUAUACAGGGAAGCUAACAAUGGCGGCCAGUGAACAGCUGGUGGUCAUGUACACAGCCGGCUACCUCCAAAUUCAGCAUAUAGUUGAACGAGGCAUGGACCUAAUGUUCAAGGCGAACUCGCCUCACUGUGACUCGCAGACAGCGGGGUCUUUAGAGGAGACCGGAUCCGAGCCGCAGAGUCCCUGCAAUAAUGGCAACGGGCUGGCGGUGGCCGCCCUCCUGGGGACCCCUGGCUGGUCUCCAUCCCUACUGAUGUCGCAGCGUAAGAUCAAACUGGAGGGGGGCGACCCGACGCCCCUGACGACGUCCCUGGCGCAGAGCAAGAUUUCGUCUUCGGAGUUGGGGAAUCGGCUGGCCAGGGGCAGCUCCCUGUUCUACACGACGGCCGGCGGCACCGCCAUCCCGGGCCUGCCCUCGUACCACCUCCAGGGGGCCGGCGGCGCCGGAGCCGGAGCGGGCGGAGGGGCCGGAGUCGAGAGGUCCAGUCCCGGGGCGUCCAGCCUGCCAACCACUGACAGCCCUACGUCCUACCAGAAUGAGGAUGAGGAGUUUGAGGAAGAGCCCUAUGAUGGGAUCACGGAGGACUCCUACAGUCAUCUUUAUGGGCGCUCGGCGAACCCCUACGGGAUCCAGGACAAGCCAGAGAUGGCAGCGAUGCCCUUGGCCUUGGAGAGCCGCAACUGCGUGCUGAUCCGCAGGGACCUGGUGGCGCUGCCUGCGAGCCUCAUCAGCCAGAUAGGCUACCGCUGCCACCCUAAGCUCUACACUGAGGGGGACCCCGGGGAGAAGCUGGAAUUGGUAGCCGGCACACAGGUGUUCAUGACUCGAGGGCAGCUGAUGAAUUGUCAUCUAUGUGCUGGUAUCAAACACAAAGUCUUGCUUCGCCGCCUGCUAGCCACGUUCUUCGACAGAAACACUUUAGCCAAUAGCUGUGGGACAGGUAUUCGCUCCUCGACUAGUGACCCCAGUAGGAAACCCCUGGACAGCAGGGUCCUCAACGCUGUCAAACUCUACUGUCAAAACUUUAACCCCAACUUCAAGGAGAGUGAAAUGAAUGUGAUUGCUGCUGACAUGUGCACAAAUGCGAGGCGUGUCCGCAAGCGGUGGUUGCCCAAGAUCAAGUCGAUGCUGCCCGACGGCAUGGAGGUGUACCGUGCGGGGAUGGGCAUGGGCGCCGCGGUGGGUCUGGGCCUGGCACUGGGAGCCCCUCAACAAGGCGUGCACCUCCCCUUCGAGCCCGACUUCAAGGCCCUAGACCAAAGGUUGUACCCGGAACGCAAGGACCCCCUCAGGACUCACCCACCGCUGGCCGACAGCAGCCCCGGGUCCGGGGCGGCCGGAGCGGAGGCCGAAGGUGCGGGAGAGCCGGCGGUCCGGGAGGAGCAGGAGGAAGACGAGGAGGAUGCUGGGUUGGAAGGUGCGGACGGAUCACUGGGGGCGCCGGCGUUGAUCCCGGGAGUGGAGGCGGGCAAUUGUGGCGACACGCCUGCGGGGGAGCAGGAAGUGGAAAGUUUUGGACAAGGUCUGAGGGUGAACGGACAGUGAAACGUCCCCGCGGGCCGCCUCUCACGUUGUGAAAUCUGUUUAACACCGCGUUUUCUUUGGCUUGCUCUCCUACUCUAACAUCUCGCCCACCACUCUUUCUACUCCCCUGUGCUUCCUCAACGGGAAUUAUUCCGCACAAAAAGCAGCAGCAGCAGCAGCAGCGCUCGUAGACCUUACUGUACGGGAAUCUGUCACAUGCAUGCGCCCCCGUGUGCUUGCGUCCACGCGUACUUAUCGAUAGUGGAUGUGGAUCAUUCACUGUAGAAGUAGACACAGGCAUGGCAUUAGCACAUUAAGAUAAUCAACCCCUUUCUUGCUACACCCUUUUCUUCGUGUACUUAGUAUUUACUCAGUAUUUCGGCACCUGCAGCGAUAUUACCAUGGCGUGAUAGCAGAACAAAUGGCAGGAAUGAUUCAUCAUUUCGGUGUUAUACAAAAGCAAAGCACGCUUUGUUAGCAGUUGAUGGAUUUUGGUAUAAUGGUUUAUUAAUUAAAGAUUCUGUUUUCUUUUUUUUGCCACACAUGAAAAUAACCCAACCAACCUUUGGAGAAAAAAAAGAUUAUCUUUAAGAAAAGCAGCUUAUUUGUUGUAUGAUAAAUAUACCUAAAUAUAUGAUGGUAAUUUAUAGCACUACCAUUGUUAAACAGAAGAAUUUUACUUUGUGUUCAAAAUCUCAUUUUGAAAGAUAAGGACAAAGAAAGGUUUCCUUUUGUAGAGCUGCUUCUGGGCAAUCCAAAGAAAUAAUCUAUCACAUGGAGUUUUAUGCAUGUCUGCCUGUGACAUAUUGGAUUAGAUUGUCAAUGUGAUGCCUGUGUCUGCUCUAAUCUUCCUCUCCCAACCACACAUUCACACACAGGCCCCGACACACACACACAAAUGUGCGCACAUUUCUCAACUUAUGAUAUCAAGCCUUUAAUAUUUGCAUCGAAGCAGUAAAAAAUACACGGCCCAGGUUUUUCCUUGGAAAGAAAAUCCUAUUUGAUCACAUCGUUCUGUUUCGGAGAUGAAGAGAGAUGGAGAACGCAGAGAGGAGCGUGCACUAAAAAAAACUAAAAACCAACGCUUGCAUGCAUGAACACAAACAAUGGAUGCUGAUAAUCAUCGUAAACGACAACAAAGCCACAAACCUGCAUCUACAUUAGCAAACAGCUACUGUUUUUUACAGAUAUGCUAUUCAAAGACUUCUUUCCAUUUCUCACAGGGGUGUGAGCUCAGUCUGACUCCUGUUAGAACUGAAUAGGGUGCGACGCGGUACCGACUGUGUUUGAGUGAAUUUGGAUUUUUUUUUUUUUUAACUACGCAGCGUGCUGUAACCCCGUGUCGAGGAAAUUGAAUACAUGGAGUAGUAGGAGGAAGCGCACUACACUGAGUGGUAGAAUAGUACUGUUUCACCUUGAUGUGGUGCUGUGAUGGACAUAGUCCGGCUUCCAUCCUGGUUAUUCUUUUUUUCCAGGGGAGGGCUUGGGGGGGGGGUUAAGUUAUUGAAUAAAACUCACACGAGCGAUUUCUGCUGGCUUAUUUCAUUUGCACUCAAGAUUAAAGGGUGGGAAACUAAGGAGUUUAUGCUUAAUGUAACUGUACUAAAGACUGAAAAUGUCCUCCACAUCACCCUGAUUGUUCAUUUGAUGACAAGAUUGUGGGUUUGUAAAGAGAAAAAGAGAUCUGACUGAAGAUAACUUUCUAUUUUUCGGAAGGGGAACUUAAACCUAAUGUCGAACAGGGACAUAAACCUGUAUGUGUCAUACUUUUCUUUUUUGAUAUCUAUUCUGCUGUUCAUGCUUUAUGCCAUGCAUGUAGGGACAUAGUCCAAAAAUACUUGUUCUUUCUUUUGUUCAUUGAUUUUAAAACGAUACACUGUUGUACUUUCUUUUUUUUUUGUUCUUUUUCUCUGCGUCAAGGCACAUUUAAUCCCAAGGUCAGACCAAGAUAUUUUGUGAACCCCAAAGUUGCUGGCUAAAUUAAUAAUCCUUCCCCACUGUAAGCUUAAGAUAGCGUAAGCGAACAACCGAGUUGUUCAUGCUUCAGCGCUGUGCCACCUCAAAGGUUGUGUUUACGUGUCUCGUGUUGUAUUCUUAAGGAGAAGUUUUAAGAUGGACAUGAACAGGAAACACAGAGUUAUAAUUGCACUAGGUAAUGAGAAUAGUAAAGUUUACAAUGUGUGUAUGUUUCUUAUCUUUCUUUCGGAGGAAAUGUGAUCCACAGUAGAUGCAACAGGGCUUUGAUGGAACGACUGGUAGGAUGAAUGAAUGUAAUGUUGUAGCACUGCUUUGGGAAAGGGGUCCGAGUCUUUAUUGAAUAUUUUCAAAUACUUGGUUCUUAGAUUACUCCCCUUUUCUGGAAUUUUUAAACUGGUCUUCCAAGGUUUUGAAGAGAAGGGAGUAUUUACCUAUUAUAACAACAGUAAAACUUGUCUGGUUUAUUCUAUUUCAUCCCAAAGAGCUCCUAAUUUCUUUUUAGGCAUUUUGACAGUUAUAUACAGUAUCUCUAAUGUUUCCACAAAGCUGUUCAAAGCUCAAUAUUUAACAAAUGAUAUCUUUACCAUGUUUUUCAUUUAAAACCUAUUUCUAAAAUUGGUCUCUUGAGAAAAGUGAAGAUAUGCUAUCCACUUCUGAUUUGGCACCUACAAUCCCAGUUUAUCAUUUUGGAAGUCCUAGCUGCUACAGGAAUUCAACUCCAGUUAAACCGAAGUAGUCAAUAAUCUAGGGUGGGAAUCAUAGAUAUACUCCUCUGUAAGGGUGAAGUGGGUGGAGCAGUGCCUUAAAAAGACUGUGACUGUGUGGAUGUUGUUGAGAUGUGAACCUCUAUGAUCAGAGACAAACAACACAAAGUAGAUGUAGGGGUAGAGUAAAGAGGGCGGGGGGGCGCUGGGGUGUAAAUUGAACCUUCUUUAUACAAUUGACUGAAAAAGUAUUUAAAUUGCAAGGAUUCACUUUGGAAUAGUCCUCCUCUUAAAUUAAUUCUAUAUACAUAAACAUUUAUUUCCCUUGAUGCGUUCAUUUCUUCAGCUAAAUGUUUACUGUCUGUCCGCCGUCCAGCAAAAUAUGUCUGAAUCUGUCCUGGCCAACGAAAAAAUCGUUUUAGGAAAAACCUUUGUGUUCUGCUUAGGGUCUAUUUUUUUGUGCAGGGUGUAUUUAAAAUUGAAAGAUGUUGCACUAUAAUCUGAGCUAUUCUCAGAGAAUGUCAUGGCUAAGUAUUGGGAAGGGUAAACUGUUUGAGGUGGCAAAAAGCCAUGUAAAAUGUAUGUAAUGUUAUGUAUUUUACAUAUAUCCUUCAUUUGACCAGUGUCUUGUGAAUUGAUCUUUUAAUUUCAUGACAUAGAUGAUGCCAUUCACCUUGAUGAUCAUUGAAAAUAAUAAGACAUUUGAUAGAAUGGAGUUGUUGAACAGAACCUGUUUUUACCGACAUUUCUUUGCAAAUAGGUUGUUACCCAAUUCCAAAAACAUUAAAAAGUGCUCUGUUCCUACCCAUUACUGUAACAACUGAUCGACACAGUAGAUUUUGUUCCAUUGAGUGGUUUGUCCUAAAAAAACAAAACAUUUAUAUGCAAAGAGACAGUUGUGUUAUAAAAAUGCAUGCCAUUCAGACACUCACUCUAACCCAAUGAAACCUUUGAUCUUUAUGCACCAUGCAUUUUAAGCUGAAUUACUGUUGUCACUGUAAGCAAACAAAGACUGUGAAGUCUUGCAAUGAGUAGGGUUGUAUUUUUAUCACACACUUUGGCCUUUUAUUGACUGUUUGAAGUUUAAACUAUUAUAAUAAUGGCAGCAAAAUAGUCAAUCCAGGAAAGUGUAAUGCAGAGACUAACUACCCAGUUGAGUGUGCAUUUGAACCUUAAGCAGACUCAAAUAGAAAAAAAAUGCACUAAAAGUUUAUAUGUGUAUGUAUGUGUCCUUUAACAUAAUGCCAGCACUUUAGAACUACUUAGAAACAAUGAAACAAUGAAAAGAGGGGCCGAGGGUUUGGCGAACGACGAGAAAACGCAACUUUUAAAGCCAUGUGUUCAGAGCGCUGACAAUCAGAAUAGGGAUGAGACCCAAAGUGCAUUAUGGGAGAUCUGACAUGACUUGCUGUGCUCUUGCUAUUUGCUUUGUCCUUCCCCAGCUUGCUUUGGUCUAUGCUAGCUUACUUCCAGAGUGGAGGGACAUUAUAAACUCCAGCCUCCUUGGUUAUAAGUGUGUGUCUCUGCAACAACGACUGAUAUUUGACUCAUGACUUGGUGCUUUGUGAACAGAGCCGCCCCGUGUUGAGAUGGACCAUAUCUGUAAUGCUCUGGUUAGCAUGUGCCAGACUUCCGAUCCUCAGUCUGGGCCAAUUGGUAACCUCUAAAUUGACAAUAGUCCAUAUGACAAAAUAUCUUAUCAUGCAACCCUACACUUGGUAACGUUCUUCACUAUCAACAGGCCUUGGACCAGGCAAACUGGGAUAUGACAAUUACCGUGUUGAUACUGCUUCAAGUUUCAAAUGAAAAAUGUUUAAAAUGUUUAUGCGCCUUCUGACUCAAGCAUCAAAAAUAUAUACAACAGAAAUGCAAGUUGCCACUUUUGAUGUUGCAUAAGAAUCUACCUGUCAUUCCCAUCAUGGUAUUUACUGUCACCAGUUUCAGUUGUGUAGUCCAAGAGCAAAUGAUUUCUUUAAAUGCAAUACAGAAAACUCUGCUUUCUAAUAAAAGCCCUUACUUCACCAUA